This is a messenger RNA of Trichobilharzia regenti, 735 nucleotides long. Lineage: Eukaryota; Metazoa; Platyhelminthes; Trematoda; Strigeidida; Schistosomatidae. The record is from the annotation of a GenBank genome assembly.
GUUGCCUGGCCCUUGUCUUCUGUUGUUACAUUUGGUGUCGCUGCCUACCGACAAAUGAAAAGCCUAUACCCUGCAGUUUUUGAUGGAGACAUAUGGAUCUUCGGGCAGGACUUCAAGGCUUCUGCGCAGUUGAGUGGCGUUCAAGAUCUGUCAGCGAUGGAGCUGCUACUUGAGACGCUGCUGGGAGGUCGGGCGAAAGCAGCAUAUGAAGGUGUGGGCCGAAGUAUGGACGAAUGUUCGACAGGGUCAGGCAAACAGUUUCCAAAGUGGGAAGGACCAUAUAUGGUCACUUCGAGAUGGGGUUACGCAGACACAGUCACAAUGGCGAACAAUGAGAGGCGCGUGAACGUCAGCGAGCUCCAGAAAUGGAUACAGCGAGACAAGCCAACGAUGACGCCUGCACCAAGUAGAUCAAGCCGACUUCAGUCGCACGUAUUUGACGGGGGGACGAGUGUGGUGAGAGCAGGCGGCUAGCCGAUUGGUUGGCACUAAUCUACGUUAAGGUCUAGGUCACUAAUAUGGGCCGUGAGAAAAUAUGAACAAGCCUGAGUCAACAACCAAUCACAGCAAAGUUAACGUGGCAAAAUGUGAUUCGCAGAUAGAGAACUCUAUUUGUCAAGGAAUCCCGAAACAACCAAUCAGAAGCCUGCGUUUGUCUACCUAAAACAACCAAUCAGAUGACUGCGCUUGUCUAUAAUAAUGUAGUUGAAAUAUGUAUAAAUACGUGUUGAUUUU